Penicillium subrubescens is the source of this 1017-nucleotide messenger RNA. RefSeq lists its product as uncharacterized. The coding region runs from base 1 to 1017 and encodes 338 amino acids. The transcript has a single exon. The record is from RefSeq and is a predicted model, not a curated record. Lineage: Eukaryota; Fungi; Ascomycota; Eurotiomycetes; Eurotiales; Aspergillaceae.
AUGGCACUUCUGACCACUCCCACCUAUCGAGACGUCUUGAGAAAUGAUUUACCCAAGGCCUUGCAAGAUGACUUGCCAGCCGACUUGGUUAUCCUCCAAUGCAUUGCGCCAAAAAAGUCUCCUAAGGGCACACAAUGUCGACGCACUAUCGGCCGGGAGCAUGUUGUCAAAAUCCAAGCACUCCUCAACCGGCCCAUGACUUACCUAGAAGGUGAUCAAGACAAGAGCUAUGCUGUGCUCGAGGAGCUCGUUAAUCUCUGCGUCCACUCUGGUAAUAAACAUGGAGAACGUGGCCGUGACAAAGUCGAAAAGGUGGUCGAAAAAUAUCGCGAGGCGAUUGACCAGCACUUAGAGGCUAAGAAAUGUGAGGGGAAUGUAAUGGCUGUUCCUGAGCUUGCCACGAUGCCAAAGGAAAGCUUUGUUGAAGCAGAACCCCUUCUCGUCACCCAUCUCAGCUGCACUGAGGUUACUAUGGCCAUCAAGGCCGAAGGGGUGACCUACCCUGCCUUGCCCACCACCCACACUUUCUUCAUCGAGGACAAAGAAGAAAUCGCUGCUGUUGGCUCUUCUAAUGAGGCUCAUCCUCUACUCCAACCUAAAAAUACCCCAUCCCGACCCCUCACCAACCCAUCUUCACCACUCCUCUGCAAACCCCUCAUCCAGCAAUCAAAUCCCAUCUCAAACACCUUACCAUCCAACCCACUUCUUUCGCUUAUCCUCAAUACUCUACAACAUUUAUUUGUGGGGUUCAUCUCACUGGUCCAAGUUGGAUGGGGCCAUGUACCGGUUGAGACUACUUCCGGGGAGAUUAAGAACAAGUCGGUGGUUGAUUUGAAGGUCCUGCUUGGCAUGAGAAUAACCACUGAAUUGGUUCCGGUCUUGCUUGUUAUUGUAUUAUGUGGGCUGUAUUAUCAAGCGUGUAAUAUUUUGAGCUUAUUGGGUCCUUAUGUUCUUGUUUCUGCUGUGGUCUUUUCGUUGUCGCGUUGGAAUUCUCCAGGAUCGGAGAUUGUUGUUUGA